CGAUGACAGGUUUCAUUAUCAGAAUUUGAUAAUACAGUACGAUUCGAGGAAAAAUGAAACUACAGUUUAUUCUCUUGGUCUUUGCCACAGUUUGUCGCGGUGCAGCAGCAAACAAUUGUAAAUCAGCAUCACUUGUGACGUCGAGUAUGUGUGCAGCCCAACUCUCUGGAAUGAACCAUAAAUAUACACGAAGAGAAAGUGACAUUCCAACUUAUCUUCUUGAUUCACUGAGUGAUGAAGUCACAUUAAGAACAAGUUGUCGACGAUGCAACCAAGGAAAGAGAUUAUACAGAACAGCCGACGGCUCGUGCAACAAUGUCAGGGAUCCCUCAAUGGGUCAGUCAUUGGGAAGCUUUCAACGUCUUAUGCCAGCGCAAUAUGGGGAUGGGGUGUGUACACCAAAGACACUGGGUGUAAAUUGUGGUCUACUUCCCACAGCUAGAGAAGUCAGUAAAGCUAUUCAUCCAGCUCUAUCAGUUAAUGCCGAAAACACGGUAAUGUUGAUGCAGUGGGGUGAAUUCAUGGAUCAUGAUAUGACGGGUGCUGCCAUUAAUCAACCUCAUGUAAAUAGAGGCUGCUGUAACCAUGUCGAUGUACAAAGAGGACUACCACAUCCAGACAUAGCAACUUGUAACGGUGAAUGCUUUCCGAUAAUAAUUCCUAAAGAUGACCCAUAUUUCAAUAUAAAUUGUAUUGAAAUGGUCAGAUCACGUGCCAUACAGAACAUCAGCUAUUUAAAUUCCUCGAACCCCAGAGAACAACAGAACCUUCUAACUUCAUAUAUUGAUGCGUCAAAUGUUUACGGAACUAAUGAAGAACACACUAAGAAAUUGCGAGCAGAAAAUGGAAGAAUGGCAACAUCCGCUGGUAAUUUGCUGCCCAUUGGUCGUGAUCAAGAUUGCAUUCUUGGACCUAGUGUCCCACAUUGUUUUGCAACUGGUGAUGAACGAGCUCACGCAUAUCCACCAUUAACAGGUCUUCAUACUAUAUUUGUCCGUCUUCAUAACAUAAUAGUUGCAGAAUUGGACGAAAAUACCAAUUGGGGCGGUAAUCGACUGUUUCAAGAAACAAGGAAAAUCAUUGGAGCUAUAUUACAGAAAACUACAUAUUUUGACUGGCUGCCUUAUAUUUUGAGUCCAAAAACAUUAAAAAAGAAUGGAUUAAGACGAGGUGAACAUAAAUACGAUAUAAAUGUGAAUGCUCGUAUAGCUUCCGAGUUUGCUACAGCCGCCUACCGAAUGGGCCAUUCCUUGAUUCCAGAUUUUGUGAAAUAUGGCGAUGAAAAAAUACUGUCUAGGAAUUUGUUUAACAACCCAAAAACGGUUUUUGAAAACUUAACUCUUCUGAUGGAAGGAGUUAUUAACCAACCUGCUUUAGCUAGAGAUCGGUUUAUUACCGAGGAAAUCACAGAUCAUUUGUUUGAAACGAAAAAUGGUUCUUUUGAUUUGGUGUCAUUUAAUAUCAAUCGUGGACGAGAUCAUGCUAUUGCCACCUACAACCAGAUGAGAGAAUAUUGUGGGCUAAGAAAAUUAACUUCAUUUUAUGACAAAGAAGUUGGUAAUGCAGGAGUCGAGUUGGCUAAAAUUUACGAUCAUGUGGACGAUAUAGAAUUAUUCCCCGGAGGAAUGUCAGAACCUAACUUGAAAAAUUCUUUGCUUGGUGAAACAUUCAACUGUAUUCUUGGAGAACAGUUCAGAUGUUUAAAAUUUGGUGAUGCGUUCUGGCAUGAAACAAGGGACAAACGUCGAGGCUUCUCAUCCUGUCAACGACUAGCCCUGAAAAGGUUUAGCUUCGCGAAGAUUUUAUGCGAUACACUAAAUUUUAAUGAAGUUCAACCAGAUCCCUUCAGCUUACCCAAUGACUCAAAUAACCGAGUCAAACCAUGUUCGGAGUAUGAUAAGUUAAACCUUUCGCCAUGGUAUGACAGUGAGGAAAGUGAAGAAGAUUAAAUCAUACUAUCAACAACAUAGUUCAGUUAUAAAGUCGUGUAUAUUACCUUUAAAAAAAUCAUGUAUUCAUUAAAUUGUUUUUUUUUUU
Lottia gigantea (owl limpet) is the source of this 2037-nucleotide messenger RNA. RefSeq lists its product as hypothetical. Gene Ontology annotation, molecular function: heme binding; peroxidase activity. The record is from RefSeq and is a predicted model, not a curated record. Gene Ontology annotation, biological process: response to oxidative stress. The transcript is spliced from 13 exons. NCBI's taxonomy places the organism in Eukaryota, Metazoa, Mollusca, Gastropoda, Lottiidae. The coding region runs from base 54 to 1949 and encodes 631 amino acids.